Molecule: messenger RNA, 1005 nt
Organism: Stegostoma tigrinum
Lineage: Eukaryota; Metazoa; Chordata; Chondrichthyes; Orectolobiformes; Stegostomatidae
Product: probable G-protein coupled receptor 139
Exons: 2
Coding region: 1-1005 (334 amino acids)
Biological process (GO): G protein-coupled receptor signaling pathway
Cellular component (GO): membrane
Molecular function (GO): G protein-coupled receptor activity
Source: RefSeq, a predicted model, not a curated record
AUGGGAGACAUUCGUCUUGGGACAUGUAUACGAAGAGAAGCAUUUCCUCAAGAACAACAGAUGAAAGGAGGAAAUACUGAGAAGGAACUAGAUGCCAAUCUGUUAACAAUUGUGGUUCUGUCACGAGGUCGUUGUGAGCUCUCAAACUGCAUCACUCGAUACCUGAUCGCAAUGGCAGCAGCGGAUUUAUCUGUCUUGAUAUUCGAAGUACUGCUCUACGAGAUUAAAGAUGCUUAUUUUCCGUAUUCCUUUCUCAACUACACCCCCGUUUGUUCUCUUAAUCUGGCUCUACUUUUUGCUUCUGUUGAUUGUUCUGUCUGGUUAACUGUGGCAAUCACUUUCGAUCGAUUUGUGGCCAUUUGUUGUCAGAAACUACGAAGAAGCUACUGCAACACUAAAACUGCCUCUGUGACCAUAGGCUUUGUCUGUACCCUGAGUGUCUUGGAAAGUAUUCCAAUCUACUUUGUCUACGAGCCUCGAGAAAUUAUUGACAAUCUCCCGUGGUCAUGCUAUGUAAAAGCAAGCUUCUAUGCUUUACCCGUGUGGAGCGCAUUUUUGUGGCUGGAAUCUGUUUUAACCCCAUUUGCACCAUUUCUUUUGAUUUUACUCUUCAACAUACUGACUAUAAGAUGCAUUCUGCAGGCUAAUAGAUUGCGAAAGAGACUGCGAGGAAACAACGACAGUGAAAACGACGGUGAUACAGAAAAGGAAAACCGCAGAAAAUCAAUAUUUUUGUUGUUAGCCGUCUCUGGCAGUUUCAUACUUCUGUGGUCUGUAACAUUUAUAUCAAACAUAUGUGUACAAUUCACCGAUGCAACAUUUUUAGAAGCAAAUUACAAUGACUUUUUUACCAUUCUCGAACAAACUGGAUAUAUCCUUCGGACACUGAGUUGCUGCACAAACACAUUCAUUUAUGCAAUUUCACAGAGGAAAUUCAGAGAGGAAUUUAAGAGUAUAAUUAAGCCUCCUUUUGAGUCUAACAGUGCGUUGAGUUUCACUAUUUAG